AAUUGGUCUGUCCUACUUGUCAGCUAAACGAUGUAAUUGGCUAGUUUUGCUGGACACCGCGAGGAAGAGGCGUCAAUUUUAUUCUACUUCACUGCCAUUCCGUUUUUAAAGACUCAGUCUUUGUCGACAUUUCUUUCUUUACAGCGAUAAACUUUAUUGUGAGUAGCGGACUUUUCACGAAGUCUCCUCCACAGUACACGACGUUUUCGACAGUUCUUUAUAUUUGCUUUUCAUUGUCGGAGUUUCACGAAGUCUCUUCCACAGUACACGACGUUUUCGACAGUUCUUUAUAUUUGCUUUUCAUUGUCGGAGUUUCACGAAGAUCAUGGACCAUCGCCCUUUGUUCCGUGUGCAGCCUUCGUCCACUGAGCUCACUCUCAGGCCCUCACCAGAAGCACUGACGGUGGCCCAGGCCUAUCAUGGGUCUGAGGCAUGGAAGGUGAAGGUGCCUCAGAAGGUGAAGGAGGAGGCGAAAGCUCGCAUUCUGCAAGGAGGAGGAGAUCCCCACUGCUCCCAGCUGCUUCUCAGCCAAUAUGAGAUCCAGUUUGGGCAGUACCGGGGACAGACCUUCAAGUGGCUCCUGAGUCACGACGUGGGCUACGCUGUGGCCCUGCUGGCCUCACACCAGAAGGAGCGGGAGAGUGGUGACACAUCCAGCUCACCACUUAUGGCCAACAAGGAUGCCCUCACCUCCUACAGCAAGCUGUUCCCAGAGGUGAUGUCAGCCGUGGAGGGACGCCGUGCCACGGAGGGUUCCAAGUCUGUCCGGAGCCAAGACAAGAAGUUGGUGGAGUUCGGCCCCCACGGAGCCAUGACCUACGCCUCCAUGUACGAGGCCACGGGGAAAGAGGUUGAGACCUACGUGCAGUGGCUGAGGAAGAAGAAGUGCAUCCCAGGCAGCUCUCUGCAUGCUUUAAAGACCUACAUACUGGGCCGGGACCAGGAGAAGAACCAGCAUCCCUCCCAGCAGCCCCAGUGCCCACCAUCUGACGGUGUUGUGCUCCCAGUUGCUGUUCCUGCUGCCUCCACGCGUGUCUCUGAAAAGCUGAUUUCUUUGUCUUCUCUGUGUGAAACAGCUGCUAACGAGCCCUCAGACGAGAUGCUCCUGGCUGCUGCCUUAGAGGUGGAGAGUCAGCAGGUCCCAUCUUCAGCCUCCACUCCUGUGCCCGUUGAUGACCUGGACCUGUCUUCCAGUGGUGACAGCAGCGUCGCCGUGCGGCCCAGGACCAGAGCUGCAGCCGCAGCUGAGGGCUGUCCUAAACCCUCGCGGCCAAUUAGUGGCUCAGAGCUGCUGCCUCACAGCUGGAGGCAGACUCUGCCGGAGGAGCAGCAGGACUGGGUGGGCCGGGCUCUGUUCACCAGGAACGCCAGGGGCCAGCGUGUCCUCACCACCGACCUUCGCCUCUGGUGGUACCCUCCCGGAGCCCGGCCCCUCUACACCCAGACCCCUGCAUCGUCCCACGCCUUCUUCCAGAGGCCGUUCUUCCUGUGGCUGCCCUACAAGAUGUGGGCGUGCAGGCUUGUGUGCCCCAGCUGUGACACGAAGCUGACCGGCGCAGGACUGCACAAGACGGUGCGCAGGGUUCUGGACAGGGACGGCUGGUACUUUAUGGGCACAGAGUGCCUGGAAUGUCGUUCCUGUGGGAAGAAGAUGGCCGCCUGGGUCCCGGACAUCAUCAAUCAGUUGGACCCGGGUCACCGGAAUCAAUUCCCGGCUGUACUCACCUACAAGCUGUCCUGCCACAAGUCGGUGAUCUCGCAGAUGAGGCAGCGGACUUUGGGCAACAGUGCGACCCGCCUUCGCAAACAGCUGAUGGAGGACCACACAGAGACCUGGAUGUCCUGCACUGCAACGUACCUCGGGGUGCUGAAGAAGCUGGGCGUAGCGGGUGCAGCAGUCAAGCCGGUGACUGUCCCACCCCUGCACCCGGUGCCCACCGUGGGCUGGCUCCUCUCCGUCUUUGUCAGGGACGCCCUGUCUAGGCUGGAGGCGACCAAGGCCAGGGUCACGUCUAUCUUCGGCAACAUUCUGAAGAUGGAUUCUACAAAGAAGAUGACCUCCAAGCUGGCUGGCAAAGCUGCGGGCACUGCAGCGUGGGUGACAAACGUGGGCAACGAGUACGGACAGGUGCUCAUGUCCGUCCUCACGGCUGCAGAGGGGGAUGGGCUUUUGCCCAUGGCCGCAGGGCUGAUGCGGCGGUACCGAGAAGCCCAGGUGGCCCCUCCAGCGGUGCUGUACGUGGACCGUGACUGCUGCUCCCUCACUGGACGGACGGGCACAUCCGCCAUGUUCUCCGAGUGGGACCAGCUGGUGGUGAGGCUGGACGUGUGGCACCUCAUGCGACGCUUUGCCAGAGGUGUCACCACUGAGAGCCACCAGCUGUACCCUCAGUUCAUGGCGCGGCUGUCCUACGCCAUCUACCUGUGGGACCAGGACGACCUGGCUCUGCUGGAGAAGGCCAAGCGCGCAGAGGAGGGCAGAGAUUCCUUCAUCCGUCUCUCUGCCAAGGAGCUGGCGCGUCACUGCCGCCGCUACACGCGCGGCGCGGCAGAGACGGAGAGGCUGAUCCAGGAGCUCCUGGAUCAGUUCUGGGACCUGCGAAACGAUCUGGGCGUCGUCCUCAUAGAUCAUGAAAGGAUGGAGGCGAUUUGGAGCGUGCAGCGUCGUCACCUGAGCUGCAUCCAGGAUCCCCCGGGAGUGGCGCUCUACACUAAGACGGGGGAGCUGACCAAGGGAGGGAUCCGGCUCCCCGUCUACCGCUGCGCCCGAGGAUCCACUUCACUGGAGUCCUUCCACCUUCACCUGAACCGCUUCAUACCUGGCACGUCAGCCAGUGCCCUGCACUUUCAGGUGUACUUGCUGGAGGGCCUGGUACGAUGGAAUGAAGACCGCGGCAGAGCUUCAGUGGAAGGAGCCCAGAGGCUGGUCCCGCGCUGCUACGAUGCCCUGCUGCAGGAUUACCUCAAGCAGCUGACCCAAGAGUUUAUGGGUAUGACGCUGGUGGAGACAUACACCCAGCCUGGAGAGUACACAGGUGAGCUGAUUGGGGUGGAGUACCUGUUUUCCCAGACGGGUGCCGUGCUGGAGGAUUUGGGCCGGGAUCCAGACGCUCCCGACGGCCUGGAUGAGGCUGACGUGGAGGUUGUGGAUGAUGAUGAGGGGGAGGAGGACGAGGGGUUUGGGGAGCUUCAGGACAUGCAGUUUCUGCAUGACCAGCCGACACCUUCAGCUUCAGCUGACACCGACCCCGUCUCACGGGAAGAAUCCGCUGUGGAGACGGGAAUGGAUGUCGCAGAGGGUGACGGCCCUGAUGCACUUGGCCCAGAUGGGCGUAGCGGGUACCAGCACGUCACCGCUCUGGCCCACGCCCUAGUAGAGCUGCGUCAUCACACGUAUGCGACACAGCUAAAGGCCAGAGAGAUCAUCGCCUUGUGGGAGAAGCUGCUGGAUCAUGACAAGGAACCAGUUGCCUUCCCCCCGCGCCACCAGGAGCGGUUGGUGACAGGCAGGUUUAAGAGCUCGCGGUCAAGCAGCAUUGCCGGCGUGGACAGCGUGCAGCGUUCCUUUCUAGGCAAAGGUGCGGGCGCUGCUCAGUCCCCUAAGGUCAGCAGGCUGGUGGAGGCCAUCUUCCUGGAGCUGUGUGACGUCCACAGUGAGGGACGUUCACUGGGCGGGGUCCGGGUCAGUCGCUGGGCUUCCGUCCUGAGGGACUACAACACCAUCCGGGACGUUGUAGUCAGCUGCCCCACGCUGAUGACCAACACCUCCAUCCACCUCUACAACGUCAACCAGAAGACGCUCCUGCAGUGGCACACAGAGAGGAGCAAGGGAAUGAGCACCACCUUCCUCCUCAGUACUGUCCCCGGACCAGGCGGACCUGCUUCUGGUACUCAGGGUGUCCCAUCACAGUCUCUGAAGGUGAACCCUGUGCUACCUCAGAGGCCGUUGCAGCACCCACAAACUGAAGACACCUCAGGGCUGGCAACCACACACCGUGGGCCUGUGGCACCGGCCCUGUAUGACCUGAUUGUCUCUGCUGCCAUGGCUUCUGAAGCAUCAGCUGCCACCAUCACUGCUUCACCAGACACAAUCACCACUACCACCCACCAUGCCAUCUCCAUCACCGCUGCUGCACCUGCUGCUGCUGCUGCUGCUGCUCCUGCUGCUGCUGCUGCUGCUGCUCCUGCUGCUGCUCCUGCUCCUGCUCCUGCUCCUGCUCCUGCUCCUGCUCCUGCUCCUGCUGCUGCUCCUGCUCCUGCUCCUGCUCCUGCUCCUGCUCCUGCUGCCGCCGCCGCCGCCGCCGCCGCCGCCGCCGCCGCUGCUGUUCCUCGCUCCACAGCCUGGCAGAGGAGGAUUAGAGAGGAGGAGCUGCGUCGUCAGCGAGAAAGGGGUCUCCCUCUUAAAGAGAGGAAGAUCUUUACACACUUCCGCUGUGGCCGCUGUGGUCAGCCCAAGACCAAACAGUAUGGCCACAGCCGUUACAGGGGAGAGUUCUUCUGUGCCACAUCGGAGGGUCGCUCUGUGGAUGACUGGUUGAAAGAGAAGAGACGACUGGACCCGAAAUACCAGCAGCCGCCCAGGUGAAGGACAAUCCACAACAAUGCACGUGACUCCUUUUAAUCUUUUUUCUAAUUGCAGGACACACCAACUUGACGUGCAGCAUAGUGUCACUUGUAUAUAGUUUGUGUAAUUUUGCUUAUAUAUAUUUUGUGUGUAUUUUUAAAAUCUAUCUAAUUUUAAUAGAGUAUUUUGUUACAAAUUUGUAAUGUACAUAGUUUAAUUUUACUGUUGACAAUGUUCUCAAGCUAAUUUAAUUGAUGUUUUUGUUACAUAAAAAAUCUUUUCAAAGGAUCA
Messenger RNA from Betta splendens (Siamese fighting fish), 4855 nucleotides. RefSeq lists its product as uncharacterized. Bases 326 to 4585 code for a protein of 1419 amino acids. NCBI's taxonomy places the organism in Eukaryota, Metazoa, Chordata, Actinopteri, Anabantiformes, Osphronemidae. The transcript has 17 exons. The record is from RefSeq and is a predicted model, not a curated record.